GGCACCUUGGGCAGUCGGGAUCCCAAGAGCCCUCGCGGCUCCGGGGUCCUCGCAGGCUCAGCCGGAAGAGCACACGUGCUGGGAGCAACAUGCCUAAGUCCAAGCGGGACAAGAAGGUUUCCUUAACGAAGACCGCCAAGAAGGGCUUAGAACUCAAACAAAACCUGAUAGAAGAGCUUCGAAAAUGUGUGGACAUGUACAAAUACCUUUUCAUCUUCUCUGUGGCAAACAUGAGAAACAGCAAAUUGAAGGAUAUCAGGAGUGCCUGGAAGCACAGCCGGAUUUUCUUUGGCAAGAACAAAGUUAUGAUGGUGGCUUUGGGCCGAGGUCCCACUGACGAAUAUAAAGACAACUUGCACCAGGUCAGCAAGAAGCUGAGGGGUGAGGUCGGUCUCUUGUUCACCAACAGAACAAAGAAGGAAGUGAAUGAGUGGUUCAGUAAGUAUGCAGAAAUGGAUUAUGCCCGGGCUGGUAACAAAGCGACCUUCACCGUCAGCCUGGAUGCGGGGCCCUUGGAGCAGUUCCCCCAUUCCAUGGAGCCUCAGCUGAGGCAGCUCGGUCUGCCCACUGCCCUCAAGAAAGGUGUGGUGACCCUCAUCUCUGACUACCAAGUGUGUAAAGAGGGCGAUGUGCUGACCCCUGAGCAGGCUCGAGUCCUGAAGCUGUUUGGGUUCGAGAUGGCAGAAUUCAAGGUUAACAUCAAGUACCUGUGGCAGGCUGAGUCAGGGAAGUUUGAACAUCUGGGGGAGGACGCCAAGGAGGACGAUGACGAUGACAGCAGCUCCUCAAAGAAAUCAGAAGACAUGGAGGAUGACGACUGAGCGAGGACAGCGCGGCCCAGGGUGCAGGACUUCACCCUGUGCAGCCUCUCUGAACAGCUGCCUUCCUUCUCUAAAGGAAGAGUGACUGACCUUGCAGGACUCAGGAGGGAGAGAGGUGCAGGGCACACAUGACUGUAUUUUUAUAUAGAAUAAAGCCUUGUCCAUGGA
Vombatus ursinus (common wombat) is the source of this 989-nucleotide messenger RNA. Its product is annotated as mRNA turnover protein 4 homolog. The record is from RefSeq and is a predicted model, not a curated record. The transcript is spliced from 8 exons. Gene Ontology annotation, cellular component: preribosome, large subunit precursor; nucleolus. Gene Ontology annotation, biological process: rRNA processing; ribosomal large subunit biogenesis; nuclear-transcribed mRNA catabolic process. Gene Ontology annotation, molecular function: RNA binding. The coding region runs from base 90 to 821 and encodes 243 amino acids. NCBI's taxonomy places the organism in Eukaryota, Metazoa, Chordata, Mammalia, Diprotodontia, Vombatidae.